This is a messenger RNA of Arachis duranensis, 631 nucleotides long. RefSeq names its product casparian strip membrane protein 1-like. Bases 66 to 620 code for a protein of 184 amino acids. Lineage: Eukaryota; Viridiplantae; Streptophyta; Magnoliopsida; Fabales; Fabaceae. The record is from RefSeq and is a predicted model, not a curated record. The transcript is spliced from 3 exons.
AUUAUAUAUACAUACAUUUGAGGGAGAGGAUUGAAAGAGAAUCAAAGGUUGCAAGUUGGUAGAAAAUGAUGAAGGGUUCAACAAUUGAAGGUGGUGGUGUAAUAUCUCGUAGAAAAGGGUUGGCAAGAGGGUUGUCUAUAAUGGACUUUAUAUUGAGAAUUGUUGCGGCGGUUGGAACAUUAGCUGCUGCAAUUGCCAUGGGAACUACCGAUGAGACGCUGCCAUUUGCAACUCAGUUUAUAAGAUUCAGGGCUGAAUUUGAUGACCUCCCCUCCUUUGUAUUUUUUGUGGUGGCCAACUCUCUAAUAUGUGGAUAUCUAGUUCUUUCUCUUAUCCUAUCGUUACUCCACAUAGUUAAGAGUAGCGCGGUGAAAAGUAGAUUGCUCCUCGUUGUGCUUGACACUAUUAUGUUGGGUCUGGCGACAGCAGGAGCCUCAGCAGCAGCAGCAAUUGUAUACAUAGCACAUUAUGGUAAUCCAAAACCCAAUUGGUUCGCUAUUUGUCAACAAUACAACAGUUUCUGUGAACGCAUUUCCGCUUCUCUUAUUGGCUCUUAUCUUGCUGCUGCUAUCCUCGUUAUACUUAUCAUAUUUUCAGCUGUUGCAAUCUCCAGAAACUAAUUAUUAUUAUU